GUGUAUACUGGGAUGGAUCGAUGUGGAUUGGCAUUAAAAUUAGUGCGCGUUGCUGACUUUGCAUGAUCUAAUCUAAAGUUAUUCGUGAAAAAUGUCGCAAAAACGACUAAAAUACUUGUCUUUAAAGGAAAUAGUUGAUGUAAUAGAAAAAUUAAAAGGAGGAUCAAGCGUAACCAGCUUAGUAAACCAGUACAGUGUUGCAAAACCAACAAUUUGCGCUAUCAACAAAAAAAAGAGAACAUUUUAAAAUGUGUUAACAGUACAUUUUCUGGGUCUGGAAAGCGGAAGACUUUGAAGUGUUCUGAACUUCCUAAAAUGGAAAAAGCGCUUUACCGUUGGUUUCUUAAACAGCGACAAAAAAAUUACCCUGUCAAUGGAUUGAUAGUUAAAGAAAAAGCUAAAUUUUUUCAUUUAAUAAUUAAAGAAACUCAAAGCGAUUUUAAUGCGAGUGAUGGAUGGUUGCAACGCUUUAAGAAGCGUUAUGGUCAGGAAAUUUUUAAAAGAUCAAGGAUUGCCCAAUAAAGCUCUGCUGUUGAUAGACAAUGCUCCAUCUCAUCCUCCCGAAAAUGAAUUGAGAUCAGAUGACGAGUUAAUAACUGCAAUGUUUAUGCCACCUAAUGUCACUCCACUCAUACAGCCAAUGGAUCAAAAUGCCAUACGACUAACAAAGCUUUUCUACAGAAACAGUCUUUUGGCAUCAAUUGUAGCCACAGGGACUGAUGUUAUUGAAGCCCUAAAGAAAUUGACGUUAAGAGACGUUAUUGGCUAUUUAGAUUUAGCUUGGCAACGUCUUGAAAAGAAAACAAUAGCAAAAUGCUGGACGAACAUUUUAAGCUCUAUAGAAGAUGAAAAAGACUGUGAUGAGGAUAUUCCAUUAGCUACUUUGAGAGAAAGGAUUUGUUUACCAAUUAACAGCCAACAAGAACGCGCAAUAGAACUGCUUCAUUCAAUUAAUCCAGAGGUUAGUUUUUCAAUUGCUGAUAUCAAUGAAUGGGCUGAAGAUUUUCCUAACUCAACCGAAACGAACGAGGUUUUAAUUAGUGAUGAAAGUGAAAGCGAGGAUAGUAAUCUGGAAAGACUACAUGCACGAAUAGAGCCUAGUGAAGCGAUCAACAUUUUUAAUAAAGCUUUGGAAUGGGCGGAAGAUGAAAAUAUAAGUCCAACAGAUAUCAGCGUGUGCAAUGGUUCCAAGGAGAUUGGUCGUGAGCUUGAAACCCUUUCUGAAAAAUUAAGGCGUUAUGAAACGCUGUUUCAAUCAUUUCAAUGCCUAAAUAUUCCGGAAGAGAAUCCAAAACCUAAACGAAAACGUCCGUCUGAUGAAGAUACCACUGUAUCUUCCUUAAAAAGAAUGCCCCCACCCACUAUUGACCUCAUAAAUCUUGCAUACCCUUGUCCUCAAGGGGAGAAGGUUCCGUCUGCUCAGGACACAGAGAAAACUGUUACUGAAUACGAACGCCAGAUUCUCUCCGCUGUGGCAAAGCUUUUUGACCCCGCAGGAUGGCUUUCGCCAAUUAUGAUUCAAGCCAAAAUCCUAAUACAAGAAUUAUGGCUAGAUGGUACCGACUGGGACGAGCAAGUAAAACCACUUCAUCUAGAAAAGUGGUCCCUGUUCGCGAGUAAUCUGAACGACAUCUCGCAGAUACAAAUUCCACGGUAG
Messenger RNA from Bactrocera tryoni, 1657 nucleotides. Its product is annotated as jerky protein homolog-like. NCBI's taxonomy places the organism in Eukaryota, Metazoa, Arthropoda, Insecta, Diptera, Tephritidae. Bases 443 to 1657 code for a protein of 404 amino acids. The transcript has 5 exons. The record is from RefSeq and is a predicted model, not a curated record. Gene Ontology annotation, molecular function: nucleic acid binding.